AUGAAGUCAGAAGUCUUCCUGGGGCUGCUGCUGAUCCUCAGCCUGUUCCAGGCAUCCCUACCUUCUUCCUAUGAUCUGGCAGAGGAGCUGUCGGACAGGUCCCUCCUGAGCAGCGUGAAGGACGCCAAGCGGAUGGUGGAUGCAGCCUACAAGCGCACACGGGACCGGAUGAAGCAGCUCCUGCAGAACAACAUCUUGAGCCCAGCAGAGCUUCUGGGGUACAGCAAACAGCCAGUGGCAGGGACCCGAGCUGCUGCCCGGGCUGCAGACUACAUGGAGACCACCCUGAGCCUCCUCAAGGAGAAGCUGAGAUGGGUUGUGAAGGGGGACUUCAAUGUCACAGACCUCCUGACACCAGCUCAGCUGGAGAUGAUCUUCAAGGCAAGUGGAUGUGACCAGCAGGAUAAGAAAAUGAGCUGUGACUUCUCUUACAAGUACAGAACCAUCACUGGAGAGUGCAACAACAGGAGAAGUCCAUCACUAGGAGCUUCCAACAGAGCCCUGGUCAGAUGGUUGCCAGCAGAAUAUGAGGAUGGUGUGUCAAUCCCCUAUGGGUGGACAGAAGGAACCUUGGUCUCUGGAUACCCCUUCCCACUGGUUCGGAACGUGUCCAACGAGGUCAUCCGCUUCCCCCCAGAGCAGCUCAAGCUGGACCAGCAGCGAUCCCUCAUGUUCAUGCAGUGGGGCCAGUUUGUUGACCACGACCUGGAUCUCAGCCCAGACACCCCAGCCAGAGUCUCUUUUGGUGGAGAUGUGGACUGUGGUACCAGCUGUGCCAAGGACCCUCCUUGUUUUCCCAUCACGAUCCCACCUGACGACCCCCACUUUAAGAACAUGAAGCAGUGCCUGCCCAUGGUGCGCUCCGCUCCCGCCUGCACCAGCGGCAGAGCCAUCCGGGACCAGCUCAACGCCCCCACCUCCUUCCUCGAUGGCAGCCAGGUGUACGGCAGUGAGGUGGCCUUGGCCACCAAGCUGAGGAACCACACCAGCCAGCUGGGCUUGAUGGCUGUCAACCAGCAAUACAGCGACAAGGGCAGGGCGUACCUGCCCUUCGACACCAUGCAGAAUGAUCCCUGCUUGAUAGUCAGUGGGAAAGCUAAAAUUCCCUGCUUCAUUGCAGGUGACCCUCGAGCCACUGAGAUGCUGGAGCUGACGUGCCUGCAAACCCUCUUCAUGCGGGAGCACAACCGCCUGGCCACCCAGCUGAAGACACUGAAUCCCCACUGGGAUGGAGAGAAGCUCUACCAGGAGGCACGGAAGAUUGUGGGUGCUAUCAUCCAGAUCACCACCUACAGGGACUACCUUCCUCUCCUGUUGGGAAGUGCAUUCCACAGGUUCAUCCCUCCCUACCGGGACUAUGAUGAGUCUGUAGACCCUCGAAUCUCCAACGUCUUCACCCUGGGUUUCCGCUUUGCUCAUGCUUCGGUUCCUCCGACCAUCGACCGCUUGGAUGAGAAUUUCAAGUCCCUAAUCCCCAAAAUUAAACUCAGCACUUCCUUCUUCGCUCCCUGGAGGAUCAUUCAAGGAGGUGGUAUUGAUCCCUUCCUGAGGAGCCUGAUGGCUAACCAGGCCAAGCUGAUGACACCAAAGCAGAUAAUGGUGGAUGACCUCCGGAACCAUUUGUUUGAGCAGGUUCAAAAGAUUGGUUUGGAUUUGGCCUCCCUCAACAUGCAGCGUGGCCGAGACCACGGCCUGCCAGGUUAUAACUCCUGGAGAAGAUUCUGUAGGCUCUCCCAGCCUUCUGACCUGAAGGAACUUGCUGAUGUGUUGAACAAUCCUGACCUGGCAAAGAAGUUCCUGGAGCUGUAUGGGACACCCAAGAACAUUGACAUUUGGAUUGGGGCACUUGCAGAGCCCUUUGUGACUGAAGGCAGAGUUGGACCUCUCCUGGCUUGUCUCAUUGGCACCCAGUUCAGGCACAUCCGUGAUGGGGACAGGUUUUGGUGGGAGCACAGAGGAGUUUUCACGGAGAAGCAGCGCUCUGCACUGUCCCAAAUCUCCUUGUCACGAGUAAUAUGUGACAACACCCACAUCUCUCAGGUACCCCAAAACAUCUUCCAGGCCAACCAUUACCCUCAGGACUUUGUGAGCUGCAGCAAGAUCCCAAAGCUGGACCUUGGAGCCUGGAAGUCAGUGACGACUGAGGAAUUUGCAGGACAAGAAAAACCAUCUGGUGACCUUUAA
This is a messenger RNA of Indicator indicator, 2184 nucleotides long. RefSeq names its product myeloperoxidase-like. Gene Ontology annotation, molecular function: peroxidase activity; heme binding. The coding region runs from base 1 to 2184 and encodes 727 amino acids. Lineage: Eukaryota; Metazoa; Chordata; Aves; Piciformes; Indicatoridae. The record is from RefSeq and is a predicted model, not a curated record. The transcript is spliced from 13 exons. Gene Ontology annotation, biological process: response to oxidative stress.